Acanthochromis polyacanthus (spiny chromis) is the source of this 1636-nucleotide messenger RNA. It is a transcript of the gene myl2a, whose product is annotated as myosin, light chain 2a, regulatory, cardiac, slow. Gene Ontology annotation, biological process: heart development; muscle cell fate specification; cardiac muscle contraction. Gene Ontology annotation, cellular component: myofibril; cytoplasm. Bases 755 to 1264 code for a protein of 169 amino acids. Gene Ontology annotation, molecular function: calcium ion binding. The record is from RefSeq and is a predicted model, not a curated record. NCBI's taxonomy places the organism in Eukaryota, Metazoa, Chordata, Actinopteri, Pomacentridae. The transcript is spliced from 7 exons.
UGGUCAGUGUGUUUCACCUCUAUAGUACAAGUCGCAUACCGCUGAUUAUGUGCAAAGCUUUUGGCUUGUCUCUAACGUUCAGCUUCCACUUUGCUCAAUUUUAAGUUUUCAAAACCAACAGACAAGAUGAACCUGAAUGAUCCACAUCAAACAUGGUCCAAAUAUUCUGCUUUAAAAUCCCCAGAUGCAGUCUAAAGAGUUUUCUGAUGUUCUAACUAUAAACUGUUCUGUCUCUUUAUUCCACUUCGAGCAGAAGUCUGUUCAACUUUCAGUAAAAAUGACAUCAUUUGUCUUCGAUAGGCAAAGAAAAACCUGGACAACGGACCGACCAAUCUGACAGAUUUCAUGUUCUGCCUUUUGUUUUUGACUUUACAUCCCUUCCAUUCACUUAAAACCACUGCUGUCUAACAUUUAGACAGUCAAGACAAUGGUCUGUAGACAGAUUAAGUGCUUUAACCUUCAGCUUGCUGUUGAUAUUCUAGACCAGUUAUUCCACUCUCUUUGUCCAGUGUCCAUUGUGACCGCACAGGGAGAGCUGCAGCUACUGAGAGGUGUGUGUGUGUGUGUGUGUUGUUGGCGAGUGCUCAAUACUGUAUGUGCUGUAUGAAGCAUCAUUUACCUGUCACUUCCUAAAGAGGACAUAGUUUAUAAAUAUCAUCCAGUGGAGCUGAGGGUUGGGGCUACAAAAAGCCACCCACAAUCUUCCCAUUGUUCACUGGCAUCAUUGUUGGUCUGACCUCCCAGCUGCUCAGCCAUGGCCCCCAAGAAAGCCAAGAAGAGGGCAGCGGAGGGAGCCAACUCCAACGUGUUCUCCAUGUUCGAGCAGGCACAGAUCCAGGAAUUCAAAGAGGCCUUCACCAUCAUGGACCAGAACAGAGAUGGCUUCAUCGACAAGAAUGAUCUGAGGGACACAUUUGCUGCUCUAGGACGUCUGAAUGUGAAGCAGGAGGAGAUAGACGACAUGCUCAAAGAGGCUCCCGGCCCCAUCAACUUCACCGUCUUCCUCACCAUGUUUGGCGAGAAGCUGAAAGGUGCUGAUCCAGAGGAGACCAUCCUCAACGCUUUUAAAGUCUUUGACCCUGAGGGGAAAGGGGUGCUGAGGAAGGACUAUGUGACACAGAUGCUCACAACACAAGCCGACCGAUUCUCAGCCGAAGAGAUGGAGCAGAUGUUUGCGGCCUUCCCCCCAGAUGUGGCGGGAAACCUGGACUACAAGAACCUGGUUCAUAUCAUCACUCACGGCGAGGAGAAGGACCAGGAGUGAACCUUUAUAUCAAUGUAUUCAUCAGCUAGAAAGUCAGUCUCUUUACUCUUUAAUGAUUCAAACCUGCCGCCCAUGAAGGAGAUAUGGACUAUUUACUCAACUUUUAUGUCCGCUUCAGUGUUUCUGGGCCGUUUUCUUUCUCUCGAGACCACAGAAGGAUCCUGACAAAGUGUUUUGCAAAAAAAUGGAUAUUUGACAGCAUCAGCAUAAUGAGCUGUCUUGUUCUCUUUCUGCUUUCUCCACAGUAUAUUUCCACAUUGACCUUAUUAAAUUAUUUUUCCUUAUUUUAUACACUAAAAACUACUCGCCUGUUUUUGUCUAAUUCACUUUUUCGGUCUGUGCAUGUCAGUCUAAUAAAAGUUUUUGAAAACA